AUGACGUCGACCAGCCGCAUCGCUGCUCUCGCCAAGCAGAUUGAGACACAGACAACCAAGCUCGACAAGUUCUUCACAGAGAGCCAGAUGCCUCCGCCUUCAUUCGACGAAGAUGCCCCAUUGAUGUAUCCGUUUCCACCGGACGUUGCAGAAGCUCAAGAGGCCUUGUCAGCAGCCUUGGACGAGCUGUGGUGGCUCAAUCAGGGGCCAAUUCAAACUAUAGUUGCUAAGUCGUUUGCCACAUCUGUCGGCCUGAAGACCAUCCUCAAAUACAACAUCCAAAACCUUGUCCCCCUCGAGAUAGGAACCACUUACAAGGAGCUCGCCGAGAAGACUGGUGUCCCAGAGCAGAAGCUUACACGCUUGCUGAGACAUGGCAUAACAGAUCACUUCUUCCGCGAGACGCAGCCGGGUCACAUAAAGCAUACUGCUGCCACCAAAGCGCUUGCUGUCAUGCCCGUUCUCGGAACGUGGGCCUCAAUGGGAAUUUAUGAGGUCGGACCUGCCAAGAUGCGUAUGGUUGAUGCGAUUGCUAAAUGGCCAGACUCCGAGGAGCCAAAUCAUUCCGUCAGUUUCCAACUCGCCAACGACACAGACAAGACUAUGUUCGAGUUCUUCGAGGACUACCCUGAGCGCAUGAGCCGCUUCAAAGAUGCCAUGAGCUUCCUUCAAACGUUCCCGGGCCUGGAACCCUCCUACGCCAUCAAGGCCUAUGACUGGGCCUCUUUGGGCAAAGCCACCGUGGUUGACGUUGGUGGGUCUCACGGCCUUGUGAGCAUCGCUCUUGCAAAAGAAUUCCCCGACCUACAAUUCGUGGUUCAAGACCUUCCCAAAGUUAUUGAAGAUGCGAAGACUAAAUCGCCACCCGAACUGUCACACCGUGUGACGUUCCAGGCCCACGACUUCUUCGAAGAGCAGCCUGUCAAGAAUGCUGACAUCUACUACUUCCGCUGGAUCCUCCACGACUGGUCCAACAAAUACUGUGUCAAGAUCCUUCAGGCGCUGAUUCCCGCCCUGAAGCCAGGUGCCCGCCUUUUGUUCAGCGAGAGAUGCCUCGAGGCACCUUGUACACUGCCCCUCCGUGCGGAGAAGUGGAACAGGGACUCGGACAUUACUAUGCUGGCCACGUCCAACUCCCAGGAGCGCGACGAGGAUGACUGGAAGGCCUUGUUGAAGGCUGCAGACUCGGACUUCACCCUUGAGGAAGUAAAGAGGACUCCGGGCGCGAAGCUGGAUAUGAUUGUCGCAAGGUGGAAGUAAUCUAUUCCUAAGCAUUGCUGUGAUGAUCAAGCAGCGGAAAUCCCAUGGAUGUGUUGGAAGUGUGAUAGGAUUAGGAGGCGUCGAUCAUCCCAUACUAGCCGCUUUGCUGCUUCUUCAACAGGCACUCGGUUAUUGUAAUAGUGUAGCAGCUGCAUGCAAUGUCAUCAGGGUAAUG
Molecule: messenger RNA, 1435 nt
Organism: Pyrenophora tritici-repentis Pt-1C-BFP
Lineage: Eukaryota; Fungi; Ascomycota; Dothideomycetes; Pleosporales; Pleosporaceae
Molecular function (GO): methyltransferase activity
Source: RefSeq, a predicted model, not a curated record